UUCAAGUUUCCAAGCCAAGAGAAAGAUAGAUGUACGCCAUGCAAAGCUUUCCAUCAGUAGCAGAUCACCAUCUCCUUCCAUUCACAGAUGUCGGAGACUUCGGCCUCUCCACAUACCUUCCUUUUGCUGCAGCUUCCAACCUGAGUAAUCUGGUUCAGACAUGUGCUAUCUCUGAGUAUGACUUGGGAGAAGAAGGAGAUCUGUUCAAAGCUCCAAGACCCAUACUAGAGGAAUCAGUACUUGCGUUCGAUCCCAUAGCGGCUGCCACAUUACUGUUAUCUGGUUAUGGAAGUAGCAUCAUGACAGACAACAUUGAGAUAGUAGAUAUGGAGUCAAUCCAAAAUGGAGAUCUCCUGUGUGAGGCCUUCUAUGGCUGUGAAAAGGACCUCCUUGUGAAGUCAGCUCAUGUGCCGGCACCUGAGGUAGUAGACUUUGUGCUCCCUUCACUGCAGGCAGAAAAAGAAACUACGGUUGGAGAAAGGAAUUGCUUCUCUGCAGAGGGGCCUUUGCAGAAGAGUGACAGCACAAAUGCUUCCAGCGUCGGACCAUGUUUACUUGAUGUUCAUGAAGUGGAUCUUGAGGCUGCGUUUGGGAUGAGGACAUACAGUGAAGGAGAUAUCCAGAGUAUUGGAGUCGAUAGCUAUGUUCAUGGUGAUAUCAACAUUGUCCCUACUUUUAAGUUGUCAUCAACAAUAGAGGAUGUGAAGAUGAAAGAAAGAAUCCAAAAGCUUUCCAGGUACAGGACGAAAAGGACAAGAAGAAAUUUUCACAGAAGGAUCAAGCCACAGAAAGAAGUUUUAGCUUCAAGCUUGAUUGCCAGCCACUGUUCCUUUCCAUGUUGUGGAGGACUCCCUGAUUCAUCUCUAGCCAUAGCCUCCAGCACAAUGAACAGAAGAAUACACAACGCUGUCGCCAUGGUGUUUUCCAUGAGACAUACUGUGGGCUAUCCGUGGUUUGUCCAUGUUCAACUGAGGACAAAGCGCCAUGCUUUGUCGUCCCUCUCCAAGCUAUCUUCUGUGUCCACCACACGACUUGCCACCUCAACCCCACUGCACCAGGCAUGGAUUGAGCCCCUUUGUUCUCGCCUCUACAGUAUCGCAGAUCUUGGAGCUCUGGGAGACUACACUGCUUCUCCAUUCCUGCCAUCUGACUCAGACAUCCUGCUUGACUCCCCCAACCAGAAUGACAUAGUUGAGGAGUUCUUUGCUGAUUCUAUCACUGGGACAUGCUUGCAGUCAGAUGGACAUCAGUGA
Musa acuminata AAA Group (dessert banana) is the source of this 1253-nucleotide messenger RNA. RefSeq lists its product as uncharacterized. The transcript is spliced from 6 exons. The record is from RefSeq and is a predicted model, not a curated record. Lineage: Eukaryota; Viridiplantae; Streptophyta; Magnoliopsida; Zingiberales; Musaceae. Bases 30 to 1253 code for a protein of 407 amino acids.